AUGGAGGCGCGCACUUGUUUCUUCCUCAAACACCCAGUAGAGGAACUGGAAAGUAAAGCGCGGGAUUUGGUAGAGAGCAGCAACUUCAGCGGCUCACUUCGGAUUGCGUAUCACCAACAAGAAGGAGGAGGAGGAGGAGGAGGAGGAGGGGAGGAGGGAAGACAUUGGGAACUCACACCGACCCCGACACCGAACCCGAACUUGACGGCCAUCCUCGUUACAUUUAUCGUCGCAGCGAACCUCUGA
This is a messenger RNA of Neurospora tetrasperma FGSC 2508, 246 nucleotides long. RefSeq lists its product as uncharacterized. Lineage: Eukaryota; Fungi; Ascomycota; Sordariomycetes; Sordariales; Sordariaceae. The record is from RefSeq and is a predicted model, not a curated record. The transcript has 2 exons. The coding region runs from base 1 to 246 and encodes 81 amino acids.